Molecule: messenger RNA, 687 nt
Organism: Staurois parvus
Lineage: Eukaryota; Metazoa; Chordata; Amphibia; Anura; Ranidae
Source: the annotation of a GenBank genome assembly
UUGGCAGGUCCUGUUCGUAUUAUCGUGGUUCUCCUCACAGUGGGCCUGACAUGGAUUUUGGCAGGAAUUAUGUUGGGAGGACAGGGCGGCUUCCCGAGGUUACAACAAAUUCUAGGUGGUCCCGAAGUGAGCACUACAGCUGACCCACGUCCUAGGAGGUUCAAGUGUGGUUUACCACAGCCGUGUCCUGAGAAACAUUUUGCCUUCCGAAUGGUGAGCGGAGCAGCAAAUGUCAUUGGGCCCAAGAUCUGCUUUGAAGAUAAAAUGUUGAUGAGCAGUGUCCAGAACAACGUUGGCCGAGGCCUGAACAUUGCACUUGUUAAUGGAGUGAGCGGGGAGCUUAUUGAAGCCAAAUCUUUUGACAUGUGGGAUGGAGAUGUGUCUGAGCUGUUGAAUUUCCUGCGGCCGAUCCAUGAAGGCACACUAAUACUACUGGCAUCUUAUGAUGAUCCUGCUACAAAAAUGACAGAGGAGGCUCGGAAGAUGUUUGCUGAGCUUGGAAGCUCUGUGUCCAAAGAGGUGGCAUUCAGGGAUAGCUGGGUUCUUCUGGGAGCCAAGGGAGUCCUGGAUAAAACUCCAUUUGAACAGUUAAUAAAGAACAGUAAAAGCAGCAACAAGUACGAGGGUUGGCCUGAGGCUGUGGAGUUGGAGGGCUGUGUGCCCCAACGUACUAUAGAGUCUGAAUAG